GUUGAAAAGAGAAUGUGGGAACUGGACAAUAUUUUAGAGGAACAAGUCGAGCCAUUCAUUAUUGACGUUGGUGCUUCAGGCAGUAGCGAUGAUGAAAGCUCAUCAAGCUCAUCUUUCCAAAAAAAGAUGUCGUUCAUCAAAUUCGCGUUUCUGGUUGAUCUUGAGCGACACAAAAAUGACAGAAUUUAUAUUGAAUGUAAUUUAAUUCUGUCAUUUUCAUUUCACUCGAGGUCAACCGGAACCAGAUCCGAUGGGGAAAGGAUAUUCCUAAAAUGGCAAGCGACGGGUGGCAGGCGGUAGAACGAAUGUUUGGAACUUUGUUCAUACAUCAAAACCUGUAUAAAUAACAUUUAAUUUAAAAACUAAAGAGUAAAGUGAAUAAAACAAUGGUU
Molecule: messenger RNA, 392 nt
Organism: Acanthoscelides obtectus
Lineage: Eukaryota; Metazoa; Arthropoda; Insecta; Coleoptera; Chrysomelidae
Source: the annotation of a GenBank genome assembly